This is a messenger RNA of Ornithodoros turicata, 1059 nucleotides long. RefSeq lists its product as uncharacterized. Bases 1 to 831 code for a protein of 276 amino acids. NCBI's taxonomy places the organism in Eukaryota, Metazoa, Arthropoda, Arachnida, Ixodida, Argasidae. The record is from RefSeq and is a predicted model, not a curated record. The transcript is spliced from 3 exons.
AUGGCGGCUUCCCCGGCACCGAAACAAGUACGGGUCGCCCCUGAUAUGGAUCAUCAUCUCCUUUUGCUUCAGCAGCUUCGCCUUCUCUGUCUCGCUCCUGAACGUUAUGGCCCACACGUGGUUAUAGCGGUCAUUGCCUUCAGCGCCCUCGUGGCCUGUGCCGCUGCCGGCGGAAAGGGUGGAUUCGGAGGCGGAUAUGGUUACGGAGGUGGUCUUGGCUACGGUGGCGGUCUCGGCUACGGUGGUGGUCUCGGCUACGGUGGCGGACUUGGCGGAGCUGGGUUCGGCGGCGCUGGAUUCGGAGGCGCUGGUUUCGGCGGUGCUGGCUUCGGAGGCGCUGGAUUCGGCGGUGCUGGUCUCGGUGGUGCUGCCGGUCUCGGUCUCGCUGCUGGCCUCGGCGCUGGAGUCGGCGUCGGAGUUGGUGGCACUCUUGUCGGCGGCGGAGUCGCCAGCGCCCCACGUCUCGUCGGUGUCGGACGCGCUGUCGCCGAACCCGUUGCCACCGUUUCCGUUGUCAGGCAACCCGUUGUCAGGCAGCACCACGUCACUCGCCAGGUCGUCAACUACGUCAGGGCUCCAGUUACCACCGUCUCCCACAACGUCAGGCCAGUUGUCCUCAACCACGCUGGUGGUUUUGGAGGUGCCGGUUUCGGAGGCGCCGGUUUCGGAGCUGGUGCCGGUGCUGGUCUCGGCGCUGGUGUCGGAGGAUACGGUCUCGCCGGAGGCUACGGAGGUGGAUACGGUGGCAAGGGCGCCGUCGCCGUCGGCUACGGAGGUGGAUAUGGCGGCAAGGGCGCCGUCGCUGUCGGCUACGGUGGCAAGGGAUGGUAGAUUGUAAUUUGGAAAGGGUGAAAAGCAUGCAGUGUGCAUGAUAUCAUUGUGGAAGGUCGAGUGGUAAAAAUUAGACGAUAGGUUUUCAAUUUGAAAAUGGCGUGAUUUCGUAUGAAUGACAUGCGCUUUCCAUCCACCAUUAUGUGCAGAUCAUGUGUGCAGUAGUUGUAUAUUUUUUUGACAUCAUCGAAAUCAUGGCAGUGCGAAGUGGAAUAAAGUCAGACGAUG